This is a messenger RNA of Sclerotinia trifoliorum, 1564 nucleotides long. Lineage: Eukaryota; Fungi; Ascomycota; Leotiomycetes; Helotiales; Sclerotiniaceae. The record is from the annotation of a GenBank genome assembly.
AGACCAGGAAGUAAUGUGCAAAUGGCACUGAUGUUUCUCAAACCCGUGAAUAACCUCCUGAACUUUAAGCCAUGGCAAUAAUAACUUCACCGCUUUCACCUCAUACCAAGCUCUGGAUCACAAGCCAGAAACACAACAUAGUCCAAGUAUAACAAUAACAAUGGCGCCACAACAAUUAUCAACUUUACCUACGGUCCGAAAACAAAAUUUACUUGUAGAAUUGUCCGUUGAUCCACUCUUUCUACAUACAGAAACCAACCAUGCUAAUAUAUGAAUCCACCAACUCAGUUCAAGUCUAAAAUACGCAUGUCCGCAUGGCGUGUUCAUGAGCCUCACUCCAGGCGACUCCACCCUCUGGUCCGGCGUCCUCUUCGUACGGAAAGGUAAAUCUAAGUCUCACGCCAUCCGAUCUGCCACUCCAUGCAUCCUGCUCGCGCGGAGGCGGCUUCGAAAUAGUCAUGUUAGAUCUCAACUAACCUGCCUUGUUGUGUCUUAUACUAGGCCCAUAUGCGCCUUCAGUCCUGCGCUUCCAUAUCUCGUUUCCUCCGCAGUAUCCAGCUCUGCCGCCUCUGGUGACUUUCUCGACGGACAUUUUUCAUCCGCUUAUCACGCCGCUUACGACGUAUAUGUAUAGUACGGAUACGCAGUCUGAUGGCACAGUGAGUGCGACGGAUGAGGAGAGGUUACCGCCUGGAGGGUUCUCGCUGAGAGAUGGAUUUCCGGCUUGGUUUGGGAGGAGAAGUAGGAGGAGUGUUGAACAGAGGACUCCGACGAAGCCGGAUGGAAGCACGACCGGGAGUAUAGCUAUGAGUAGUCCGGGGAGUGGUAUUUCGUCACCGGGCAAAACGGCAGAUGGUAUAAGGGUAGGGGUUUAUGAGGUUUUGAGAUAUCUUAGGAGGACUUUUGAUGAUGAGCUCGUGCUAGACAAGGUACCUUUGGAGGCGGCUGGUAAUCCUGGCGCUUGGCACGCGUGGAAGUCGUAUCGCAUCAAGAUUGGCAAGAUGACUGCAGAGAAGAAAGAUCCCGAUUUGAAAGAUCCGACAUCACCUAUAGUAGCACGCGCACCAGGAGAAUGGAAUUGGGAUGGUGUAUGGGAAGCAAGAGUUAAGAAGGGCAUCGAGGCCAGUAUAGCAGACACAGUACUAUAUGGUUUCGGGGCAGAUGAUUUGAUACAGUUUCUGAAUUUUGACAAGGAGAAGGUUGAGCAAAUCACAGAGCAGAUCAAGGAGAGUGCACAUGCUCUGGAGCCACAACGAAGGAGCGUGGCAUGAUAUCAGAGAACAUCAUGGACAUUUCAGCAUUUUUGUGCGGUUCAGCAUGUUCUAUGGACUAUUGUUUCUAGCAUUGAUACCCCCAGUUCACCCAAUAUGACUUUUAAUUCUUCUUUAUGUCUUGAUCUGGAAUUGGCGUUUGGGUACGUACAAAAGGAAAAUUUCGGACGGUUUGGGGUAUACAUAUCCGGUAUUCAUACAUUUGUCAAGUGAUUGUCUUCACACAACACGGUAGCCAUGCUCGCAAUUAAGAAUCUAUGAAUCGCUAACAUUCAAAUUCUGCGAAGGUAAAU